This is a messenger RNA of Plasmodium reichenowi, 895 nucleotides long. Its product is annotated as sun-family protein, putative. The record is from RefSeq and is a predicted model, not a curated record. Gene Ontology annotation, biological process: maturation of LSU-rRNA; rRNA base methylation. NCBI's taxonomy places the organism in Eukaryota, Apicomplexa, Aconoidasida, Haemosporida, Plasmodiidae. Gene Ontology annotation, cellular component: nucleolus. The transcript has a single exon. The annotation marks the transcript as partial. Gene Ontology annotation, molecular function: rRNA (cytosine-C5-)-methyltransferase activity.
GUGGAAAUAUGAAAUGAACAACGAGAAAAUACCUGCACAUGUCAGGUACUCUUUUCCAAAAGAAUUAUACAGCCAGCUUUUAGAUUGCUAUGGUGAGAAGAAAAGCAUCACAUUAAUGUCUAUUUUAAAUGAAAAGGCUCCCGUUUUUUUACGUGUUAAUAACAAUAAAAUAUCAAGAAACGAAUUAUAUAAGACUUUAAUAAGUAAAGGAAUAUCAGUGGAAAAAUGUGUUAAUUCACCAUAUGGAUUAUUAUUAACAAAAAAUCAAAUAUUAAAAAAUAUUCAUGAAUAUAAAAAAGGUUACUUCGAAAUUCAAGAUGAAGCUAGCCAAAUAGUGAGUUCAAAAAUACCUGUACAUCCAGGUGAUAAGGUGCUUGAUUAUUGUGCAGGGUCAGGUGGAAAAACAUUAGCAUUUUCUAUGUUAAUGGAAAAUACAGGAAAAAUAUAUUUACACGAUAUACGUGAUCAAAUGUUAUCUCAAGCAAAAAUAAGAUUACGAAGGGCUGGAAUACAAAAUUAUAUUUUAUUAAAUUCAAAUCAUAUAUUAUUAAAAAAAUUAUUUGGUUAUAUGGAUGUAGUAAUAGUUGAUGCUCCAUGUACAGGUACUGGUGCUUUACGACGAAAUCCAGAAAUGAAAUAUAAAUUUACAAAUAACAAAUUAUAUGAUUAUGUAAAAACUCAAAGAGAAAUUUUUGAAAAUGCUUUGUUGUAUCUUAAGAAAAAUGGAAAAAUUGUUUAUAUAACAUGUAGUAUACUGGAUGCUGAAAAUGUACAUCAAGCAAAAUAUUUUUGUCAGAAACAUAAUUUAUAUUUAUCUGAGGCACCCUUUCAUUCUUUACCUCAAUCAAAGGCGAUGGAUGGUUUUUUUUUAGCAACAUUUGAAAGAAAAGAAUGA